AUGGCAGCAAAGCUUCGAGUUAUAAUAGUCGGCUCUGGCCUAGCGGGCCUAGCAGCUGCGAGGAUCCUCCGGGAGCAUCACGAUGUCACUGUGUACGAGCGCGGUGGCGCGGACACAGCCACCGGUGGACAGGGCAUAUGUCUGUUCUCCAACGGCGUCAAGAUUCUCCAAACGAUGGGAUUCGAUCGAGCCCGCGUCGGCGCCGUGCCGUGCUAUGGCUACCGCGCGCUUGAUAGGAACGGCAACCAGCUACAGGACUUUCCCAUCGACUUCAAAGGGAAGUAUGGGGCAGACACCCUGUCUAUGAAGCGGUCGGACUUCCGUGACGAGCUCUUGCUACUGGCCACCGCUCCUUCUGAAGACCUCGGCAUCCAGGGCAAGCCAGCACAAGUGAUUUUCAACACCAAUGUCGUUGACAUCGACCCGGAGGAGGCCAGUAUCACGCUAGAAGACGGCUCAGUUAUAGGUGCCGAUAUAGUUGUUAUCGCCGAUGGCGUGCACUCACGUCUCCGUCGCCGCGUCGUGGGUUCCGAUGCCCACCAGGUGAAGAAGAACGGGAUGACCUGCUAUCGCGUGGCGGUCUCUGCCGAGGCCGUUAAAGACACGCUUGGCUAUCUGCCCGCAUGGUGGGAUCCCAAAACCGCCGACGGCCGGAUCUGCGCUCUCCAGGCCCUUGAUGGGAGUAACCGCAUGAUUGCAGCAUAUGCGAUCCGGAACUCCGAGUACAUGAACCUAGCGUGUCUCUUUCCCACUCGGGAGAACAGGGGAAAUGUCCUGGAAUCCUGGUACGCGGAUGGCAACCGACGGGAAAUGAUCGAGACGUUCGACGACUACUAUGAGCCCAUGCGGAAGAUUCUGGGAAUCGCUACUGAGGUGAAGGUCUGGGAGCUCCAGGAUAUGGACCCUCUGCCCAACUGGAACCGCGGACGCGCAAUUCUUAUAGGAGACGCGGCUCAUGCAAUGACCCCAAUGCAGGGCCAGGGGGCCAAUAUGGCGUUGGAAGAUGCUGAUGCUCUGCGCCUGUUGCGCCCGGGUAUGUCUCGUGCGGAUAUUGAGGCGGUUCUGGACCAGGUCUAUAGUAUCCGUCGGCCGCGUACUGCGAGAGUCCUGCAGGAUACUCGUGUCCAGGCGAAGGAUAUCACACUGGAGGAAAGAAUAGCCAAUCUGGAUUAUAACUGUGGUUAUAAUGGUGUCUUUGAGGCUAUCAAGGCCGCGCAGUGA
Aspergillus bombycis is the source of this 1221-nucleotide messenger RNA. RefSeq names its product FAD-dependent oxidoreductase. The record is from RefSeq and is a predicted model, not a curated record. Bases 1 to 1221 code for a protein of 406 amino acids. Gene Ontology annotation, molecular function: FAD binding; monooxygenase activity. NCBI's taxonomy places the organism in Eukaryota, Fungi, Ascomycota, Eurotiomycetes, Eurotiales, Aspergillaceae. The transcript has 3 exons.